This is a messenger RNA of Spirometra erinaceieuropaei, 1770 nucleotides long. NCBI's taxonomy places the organism in Eukaryota, Metazoa, Platyhelminthes, Cestoda, Diphyllobothriidea, Diphyllobothriidae. The record is from the annotation of a GenBank genome assembly.
AUGAAUUACCAAUGGCUCGUGGGCGGAUACAUGCAGAUUGUCUACGUCACAAUCAUUCUAAGUUGGAUAACGAUUAAGGCCUGGCUGAAGCUCACUAAGCGAAAAGAGCUCCUGAAGAAACUGGAACAGAAGCAAGAGGAAAUAAAGGGUCGACGUGAGAAACUGCGAGAGCUAUUAGCGCAAACGCCAGACUCAAUUGUUAGUCUAACCGACUUGGAGUUAACUCGGGUGAUUCGCGCAUUCAACGCUGAAGAGAUAACCCCUGUUGAACUGCUUAAAGCCUAUCAGAAGCAGGCGCUAAAGUUAGAAGCGCACGGAUGUCUCGCUGAACCCAUCAGUGAAGCUUAUGGUCGCGCCCUGAAUCAGGGUUGGCUGGACGAAGCCGAUACGAGAGGCAAACUCUGGGGAAUUCCAGUCUCUUUGAAGGAGAGCUUCUCGAUCAAAGAUCAUGAUAUUACUCUCGGACUCGUCAGCAGAAUCGGCAGUAUAGCGACUACAGACUGCCUGUUGGUCGAAAUGCUCCGGAAAGCUGGAGCUGUGCCUUUUAUUACCAGUAGUAUGGCUCCAGCUGGACUGUCCAUCGACUCUUCAAAUCUAAUCUUCGGCAAACAGACCAACCCACUCAACACGAAUCGUAUUUCUGGUGGCAGUUCAGGUGGGGAAGCAAUUCUCAUCGCAAAGAGGGGAUCGAUGCUCGGUUUUGGGACUGACAGUGCGGGCAGUCUUCGAAUUCCAGCGGCCUUCUGUGGCGUUUCCGCCCUCAAACCAACGUUUGAACGCCUUUCCACAAUCGGUGUAGUUUCCGCCUUUAAAAGCUCUUCACUUAAUCCAAAGACCUGUGUCGGACCCAUUGCCCGAGAAGUGGGAUUGUUGGUGCGUACCAUGGAAGCCCUCUGCGCACCCUCUAUAUUUGCCAUGGACCCAACGGUUAUACCGAUCCCCUUCAACAGGGAGGCCUUUGAAGGCGCCCUUAGAAAAAGACUAAGAGUGGGCUACUUCACGACGUUCCCGGGGAAGUUUGUGCCCGAACCUGUACCAGCGGUUGUUAGAGCUGUCGAACUGGCAGUCCAAAGUCUGCGCGCAAACGGACACCAUGUCGAGGCCUUUUCGCCUCCAGAUCCUAUCGCAGUUCUUGAGCUCGGCUUUCGUGCAAUGAAUGCCGAUGGAGGCGUGGAGAUUUCUCGCGUAUUUCAAGAUGAGCCACUGACAAAAUCCAUGCGGCUACCUGUUUACUUUUGCCAGCUACCAAGGAUAAUCAAGCAAGCCCUGACCUGCAUUAUUGGACUGCUCUAUGGGCCAGCCCUCGGUGCAAUUUGCAAGGGUUUAUGUGGUUGUGUUAAUGCGACAGGCGCUGCGAGGACGAUUCAUGAAUUGAAACAAUUUAGAGAGCAGUUUCUGCAGAGCUGGAACUCCCAUGAUGGUCCCUUCGAUGUGGUGAUUUGCCCGGUGAUCUCCUUCCCUGCCCUUCCAAUGGAUGUUGCCUCUACUUACAUAGAUGCCGCCCUGGCCUACACUUUGCUCUUCAGUCUUGUCAACCUGCCCGUCGGGGUGAUUCAAACUCACUCGGUCAGCGUGGACGAUGUGGGAACUGCCCUACGGAACACUGAACGUUUUGAAGCCGAGGGUGACAGGAUGAAUGCCUACGUGGCUAGGUUACAGAAGGGUAGUAGAGGACUUCCAGUUGCUGUGCAAGUGGCUGGUCUUCCCUACACGGAAGAGACUGUCUUGAGAGUAAUGAGGGAAUUAGAACUUACCCGCGAAGGGUCUUAG